UAGUCAAAGACUGAAUAUGGCAUUACGGUUGGUUAUUUGCCUGGCAGGUCUUUUCGCGGUGACCGUCAGCGGUCAGCGUCUCAAGUUCGACAGAUACAGUGCGCAGCUUGAUGAGCUGAAGCAGUCAGCUUCAGAGCAGCUUGCAGCCAACGAGCAAAGCUUCACCUCAUUUAGGCUACCAAACACAUCAAUUCCAACGCAGUACACCUUGUACCUGGACACCAACGUGCAUUUGAAUGACUUCCAGUAUUCUGGAAGCGUUCAGAUUCAGCUAACCACCUUGGUCGACACCAACCAGAUUGUGUUGCACAGCACUGGAAACGUUAUCAACAAUUUGCAGCUAUUUACCACCAAUCAACUGGGAAUAGCAUUGAACGGGUUCUUCCAUGACGAAGAAAAAGAAUUUCUGGUUAUCAACACCAGAGCAACGCUGCCGGCUAACACCAACUAUCGACUGCUGAUCGAGUUUUCAAAUCAACUUCGCAACAGCCUAACUGGAUUCUACCGGACAUCGUACAGGGCUGAAGAUGAUACGACCAGGAACCUUGCCGUGACCCAAUUUGAGGCUACCUUCGCCAGAAGUGCUUUCCCGUGUUACGAUGAACCGUGGAUUCGGGCCACCUUUGCCAUCAGUAUUAGCUGCGGAGUUAGCUACAAGGCUACUUCCAAUAUGCCAAUUGCUGGAAUAACCAUUCAACCUAACCAGAAGAAGUUGACCCAAUUCCAAGUGACACCUCGUAUGCCAACGUACCUGGUAGCAUUCAUGGUUACCGAUUUUACCAGUAAGCGAGUUGUUAUGAAGGAUCCCUCGCAUUUGACGAUGGAGAUAUUUGCUCGGCCGACUGCGAUCAACGAACUCGAACUAGGACUUCAAAAAGGUGUCGACGCCAUCCGCGCAAUCGAACGGUAUUUCAAUCAAACUUAUCAUCUUCCAAAAUUGGAUCAAGUAGCGGUACCGGAAUUUAUGUUCGGUGCCAUGGAAAACUGGGGCCUGGUAAAGUAUCACGAAUCCUACCUGCUGUUCAACGAAGAGACAUCGAGAAAUCUUGACAAAGAGUACAUAGUAGCAACCAUCGCCCAUGAAUUGGUGCACCAGUUUUUUGGAAAUCUUGUCACACCAAAAUGGUGGACUGACAUCUUCCUGAACGAGGGGUUCGCCACUCUCUACGAGUACUAUAUCGGAGCGGAAAUUGAGCCCAGCAUACGAUACAAGGAACUGAUCGCUGUGGAAGCCGUUCAGUCUGCGUUCUACGUGGACAGUAUGCCAUCAUCUAGGCCGCUGUCUUACUACAAGGAAACCAAUGUGAUGUCUUUGUUUGACACCAUUUCCUAUCAGAAAGGAGGUAGCGUUUUGCGCAUGAUAAGCUACGCCCUCGGAGAACGCACGUUCCAGAAAGGACUACGACACUAUUUGGCUGUCAACAAAGAUAGUGCUGUGGAGCCUGAUGACUUGUUCGAAAGCCUCCAGUCUGCAGCAAAAGAGGAUGCCGUUAUUCCACUAAGCACUACAGUGGGAGCAAUUAUGAGCCCAUGGGUGUACCAGUCUGGUUAUCCAGUGGUCACUGUUACACGCCUCUCUGGUAGCAACGAACUUGUAUUCAAACAGGAGCAUUUCUCCGAUAGUUCACCCGAUUCCCGUACUUGGUGGAUUCCGAUCAGCUAUCGUCUAAGUCACCAAACUGUACGUGACGAAACGGAAACUGUGUUCUGGAUGCCGCAUGGUGCUUCAGAGGUAUCCAUUGAAUUGGACAUUCCAAACGAUGCAUACCUGCUGGUAAAUCCGCAUCAAACAGGAUACUAUCGAGUCAACUACGAUCGUGAACUUUGGGAAAAAUUAAUCGUUCAACUGAUGACAGACCACGAAGCGAUUCCACCGGUCUCUAGAGCACAGUUGAUUGAUGAUUCGCUGAAACUGGCGAUGGCUGGAAAGCUGGACGUCACUGUAAGCUUUGACCUGUUCAAGUACCUAUCCAAAGAACUGGACUUCAUUCCAUGGUAUACUGCAUUGGCGUCGGAUAAUCUGCAAUGCAUCAACAAGGCAUUAGUAGUAGAUAAUGCAGCCUACGAUGCACUGAAGAUCUACGUUAAUUACCUAACGAACGAACUAUUCCUGGUGAUGGGUUUCACUGAACGGACUGACGAGCCUCAUGAACAUCAACGUUUGCGAGCAAUGGCAAUCGAAUGGAGUUGUCGAAUGGGGUCUGACAUUUGCAGAAAAGGAGCACAUCAACUGAUGCUUCAAGAUCUAACAGGAGGAACUGAAAAGCUUCCAUCGUACAUCAAACAUAGUAUCUACUGUGGAGGACUCAUGGAAGCCACCGAGGAAGAAUUCGUAGCUGUAUUCCGUGCUUAUCAAAACUCUGCCGACCUCGCUGAGAGGGCAGUGUACAUCUCCGCUCUGGGAUGCAACGAAAAUAGCACAUUUUUGUUUGACUACCUCACAGUGACUUUGGGCGGUGGCCAAGAAGUUCGACUGAGAUCUGGAGAAUGGUUUCUGGUCAUGCAAUCCGUCUACUCCAGAUCAAAUAUUGGUUUUGAAGCAUUCAAAACUUGGAUGUCGGUGUACAGCGAUACCAUCUUAAAUGUACAUGGGGAUAAACCAGAAUUCCUCGCAAUCAUGGCUGAUAUUAAAAAUCGGAUGAGUAAUUUAGGCAACUUCGAGCAGCUUAUCGCAUUGCUGAAAAUAUUUCAGUCCCAGACGUAGCUACAGGUAUCAACAUAAUGGCUU
This is a messenger RNA of Ochlerotatus camptorhynchus, 2728 nucleotides long. Its product is annotated as aminopeptidase N-like. Gene Ontology annotation, cellular component: cytoplasm. Bases 17 to 2704 code for a protein of 895 amino acids. The transcript is spliced from 6 exons. The record is from RefSeq and is a predicted model, not a curated record. Lineage: Eukaryota; Metazoa; Arthropoda; Insecta; Diptera; Culicidae. Gene Ontology annotation, biological process: peptide catabolic process; proteolysis. Gene Ontology annotation, molecular function: peptide binding; zinc ion binding; metalloaminopeptidase activity.